This is a messenger RNA of Nematolebias whitei (Rio pearlfish), 743 nucleotides long. RefSeq names its product TBC1 domain family member 10A. Lineage: Eukaryota; Metazoa; Chordata; Actinopteri; Cyprinodontiformes; Rivulidae. The transcript has 6 exons. The record is from RefSeq and is a predicted model, not a curated record. Bases 96 to 743 code for a protein of 215 amino acids.
UUUUUUCCGGAGGGGGUGGAGGGGGGGCUGUCAACAAGCUCGCUGCUGACGUUAGCUAUCCUGGCUAGCCCGAUAGCUCUCCUGCUAGCACCGCCAUGGCCAAGACGGAGAACGGCCGCCACUCGUCGGACACCAGGAGCAUCAGGACCAUCAGCAGCAGCCACAUCGACGAUGAAAGCUCUCUGGGAUCCGACUCGGAGAUCAACGGCUUCACCAGCGACAGGCAAACCGAUAAAUAUGGAUUCAUCGGCGGGGCUCAGCAGUACUCGGAGGAGUCAGCUCAGGACGUGCCCCCAGAGGUGCUCAGGCAACGGGAGGUGAAGUGGCUGGACAUGCUCGCCCACUGGGACAAGUGGAUGAUCAAGAGAUUCAAUAAGGUGAGACUGCGGUGCCAGAAAGGAAUCCCUCCUGCGCUCAGAGGCCGUGCAUGGCUCUUCCUCUCAGGAGGGAAGGUGAAGAAAGAGCAGAACCCAGGAAAGUUUCAGGAGCUGGACAGUCAGCCAGGAGACCCCAAAUGGCUUGACGUGAUUGAGAAGGACCUCCAUCGACAAUUUCCUUUUCAUGAAAUGUUUGUGGCCCGGGGAGGGCACGGGCAGCAGGAUCUGUUUCGUGUCCUUAAGGCCUACACACUCUACAGACCAGAGGAGGGAUACUGCCAGGCCCAGGCCCCCAUUGCUGCUGUUUUGCUAAUGCACAUGCCUGCUGAGAACUACUCCAGCAACUUCAGAACUCCAGCAGUCUGA